Molecule: messenger RNA, 3495 nt
Organism: Cyphellophora europaea CBS 101466
Lineage: Eukaryota; Fungi; Ascomycota; Eurotiomycetes; Chaetothyriales; Cyphellophoraceae
Exons: 1
Coding region: 1-3495 (1164 amino acids)
Biological process (GO): mRNA processing; nuclear-transcribed mRNA poly(A) tail shortening
Cellular component (GO): PAN complex; P-body
Molecular function (GO): nucleic acid binding; poly(A)-specific ribonuclease activity; protein binding
Source: RefSeq, a predicted model, not a curated record
AUGGCGGCUUCAGAAUGGGACGAAAUCGCCCGUGUGGGAGUGCCGCCGAGCACUAUCAACAAUAUCCACAAUAUCCCUUCGCCUGCAACAGCUGUGAUAUUCGAUGACAGUCAGGAGCUGAUCUGGCUCGGCACCAACGAUGGCCGGGUCGUGUCGUAUCAUGGACCUGAAGUACGAAAAUACACAUCCGUUCGCGCCCAUAUCGACGAAGGCAAAGUCCACCAGCUCUUACCCCAUGAAAGAGGCAUCCUUUCGAUUUCGACAACCAGUGUCCAUCUAAUCAAUCGGCGUGGUCCUGCGCUAUGGCAUAUCAGCCACCCGCAGAUGAUCAAUUUGCGCUGCAUGUGCAUCACCAACAAUCCCAAUCACUUGCUCGUGGCCGGCACUCAAUCACUCUUCUUCAUCAUCGAUAUUGAGAAGGGCUCUAUCGUCUCCCAGCAUCCGUCUAGGGCGAAAUAUACUAUGCUCAAGAAAGGCCGCCAAAUCUGCGCUGCCUCUGACAACGGCGAAGUUGACGUUCUAAGCGUCAGCGACUUUUCCGUUUUAGCUACCUGGAAAGCACACAAUAGUGCUGUCAACGAUAUGGACACCAAAGGCGACUACCUAGUUACCUGUGGCUUCUCCGUUCGCCAUCUUGGGGCUCCAGUGGUUGAUCCUCUGGCCAAAGUCUACGAUCUCAAGACGCUAAUAUCUCUGCCUCCGAUCCCGUUUCAGGCUGGUGCAGCUUACGUUCGUUUGCAUCCAAAGCUACAAACGACAAGCUUUGUCACCUCGCAAACCGGCCAGAUGCAGGUCUUGGACCUUAUGAAUCCGUUGAACAUUACACUCAAACAAGCCAGCGUACAAUUCAUCCUUGGUCUAGAAAUCUCCUCCUCUGGCGACGCGCUGUUGUUCAAUGACUCGAGUGGCUUCAUCUACUUGUGGGGGCCGCCCACCACAUUUCGUUUCAACAACAUGAGUAGAGAAACUCGUUUUGCAGAUCCUAGCCCUCCGCAACCUCCACGUGUCGACUGGAGUGACAGCCCGCUCAGCGCUGUUGGCCUGUCGUAUUACUCAGAACGGCUUCUCAGCGCAUGGCCAAGUCACAUGCUCUCCGAACUUGGAUCGCCUCCGACCCCAGUCGACCCGGCACUGUUACCGUAUCUCCAACCUGCGGAGCUUGGCCAUUUUGCCCCAAAUAUUAAUCGCAAAGGCCGAAGGUACCAAACGGAGAAUACCAGGCUUGGUACUGCGCCUACCAUUAUAGCUGCACCCAAGUUUCUUAGCGAGAAAAGUCGACAAGCGGCUAGCGAAGGAGAUAUAGCUGCGGCCAGCACAAUGGACGCGCUGAACGGCCUAGCGCUCAAUGGGCGUGUUCAGACCGAAGAAGACCGAAUGUUGAAAUACAACAAAGUUGAGAUCAAGUAUAGUCGCUUUGGUGUCGACGAUUUCGACUUCUCAUUCUUCAACAAGACUCAGUACUCUGGCUUAGAGACGCACAUUGCAAACUCUUACAUUAACUCGCUGCUCCAGUUGUACAAGUUCGUUCCAUUGCUGAGGAAUGUCGCGAUACAGCAUGCGGCUACAGCAUGUGUGUGGCCAAACUGCCUGCUGUGCGAAUUCGGCUUUCUCUUUGAUAUGCUGGAGAAGGCUUCUGGCCAGAAUUGUCAAGCCACCAAUCUGCUACGUGCGUUCGGUGCCUCAAGAGGGGCAGCCAGUAUGAAUCUCUUCGAAUCAUCGGCAACAGCUGCAAGCCUUCCCUUGUCGAACCUGAUUCAGUCGGUCAAUCGCUUCUUCCUGAAACAGAUGGCGGAUGACUAUGAAAAAAUCGCUGGCAGCAAAGAUGGAAUCGACGAAAUUUUGUCAACUACCUCGUUUGAGGUUAUUAGAUGUAUGUUCUGCAACGGUGAGACAACAAAACAGUCGACCACGUACUUGCAUGACCUGGCGUACAUGCCAACAGAUGUCAAGCACCAUCGACCCCACAUGUUCAGAUUUGCACAAGUGCUGAAGAACAGCAUCGAGCGCGAGACUAAGAGUCGUGCUUGGUGUAACAGAUGCCGGCGCUAUCAGCAACUCGCUAUUCGCAAAACCAUUCGCCAGCUGCCAUAUGUGCUGAUCCUCAAUACCAUGAUCCUCAACCCUGCUGCCCGUCAACUGUGGGAGACAGCGGGGUGGCUGCCUCAAGAAAUUGGAUUGCAGAUAGGUGACCGUAUCCAGUGCUAUGAGGGCUCCGACCUUCAGCUACACAUCAGGAAUAAAACUCCAGGCCUGAUGGUGUACGAGCUAGUCGGAUAUGUUGCCGACGUUGACACGGAUGACCGCCGACAGCCUCAUCUCGUUAGCAUCAUCAAUACUGAGGUAUCGGCCAAGAAGGACGGCGUCAAUCUCGCGCAGAAAGCGCCCCAAAAUUGGCACUUGUUCAACGACUUUCUGGUCGACAAAGUUGAAGCACGAGAAGCUUUGCAUUUCAAUAAGACAUGGAAGAUGCCAAGUGUGGUUUGCUACCAAGUAAAGAGUGCCCACGGCAAGAUCGACGAGACCUGGCGCUCUAUGAUGGACACUUCCCUCCUCUACCACCCGUACAGCAUCAAUCGGGUUCAACAGUCACCAAAGUGCCACAUCCUCCAGUCAGAUGAAACGCCACAAGCAGGCACUCACAUCGCUCUGGACACGGAAUUCGUCGAGCUCGAGAAAGCUGAGAUCAACGUCAAAGCGGAUGGUAGUCACGAAACUAUCAGACCUGCCCGGAACGGCUUGGCUCGCGUCAGUGUGCUCCGUGGGAGUGGCGAGGUUGAGGGGCUGACGUUUAUUGACGACUACAUAACUAUUAGCGAGCCGAUUGUUGAUUACAAGACGCAAUAUUCUGGCAUCAAGCCCGGUGACUUGGACAUCUCGAAUUCGACCCACAAUCUGGUACCACUAAAGGUUGCGUACAAGAAGCUAUGGGUUCUACUGAACCUGGGCUGCAUCUUCGUCGGCCACGGUCUGACGUCGGACUUUCGAAAGGCCAACAUUCAUGUACCAAAGCCACAGCAAGUCGACACUCAAUGGCUGUAUCUCGUUCCUGGCAAAAACCGACGCCUCUCACUGCGUUAUCUGGCCUGGGCGGUUUUCGGGGAAUACAUCCAGGAAGAAACCUUUGAUGAGACACAGAGCGAGGGGCACGACAGCAUUGAAGACGCGCAUAUGGCGCUAAGACUUUGGCGUAAGUUCCAGGAGUCCGAGAUCAAAGGCGAGGCCGAGCAGAUGAUCGAGGAAAUUUAUCGGAAAGGCUCGCGCUUUGGCUGGAAGCCGCCUCUCAGAAGUGGUGAGAGAAACUUGGCAGCAGAUGGUGGCGUGAACAGUACGUUUGCCAGCGGGAGGAAUACGCCGGAGAUUGGCGGUAGCGCAAUGCCUGGUACCCCAGGAACAGGACCCCGGGUGCAGAAUGGGAUGCUAUCUCCUUACAGAGGUGGGACGGUUGGCAUCGAGAAUGGAGUGGGAACAAAGAUUGGGGAAAGCCCAUUGCGGUGA